Megalobrama amblycephala (Wuchang bream) is the source of this 1798-nucleotide messenger RNA. RefSeq lists its product as uncharacterized. The coding region runs from base 240 to 1238 and encodes 332 amino acids. The transcript has 6 exons. The record is from RefSeq and is a predicted model, not a curated record. NCBI's taxonomy places the organism in Eukaryota, Metazoa, Chordata, Actinopteri, Cypriniformes, Xenocyprididae. Gene Ontology annotation, biological process: response to bacterium.
GAAGUGGUUUCCGCUCAGUUCAAAACCCUUCUCAAGUGACCAAUCAGCUUUUACAGCCGUGAAUAAAUAAGACAGAAGUGCAUAUGUGUCUCAUUUGUUUGAAGUGGAGAUUGAAGGACACAUGAUAUUACGAGUCUACUGAUCUAUUACUUACUGGGUGUGAAGGGUUUGUUUUGGGCUGAUUCAUGUUUUGUUUUUUUCCCAGGGGAAUUUAAAAUAAUUUUGAAAGACCAGUGAUCAUGAAAUAUUAUAUAAUAAUUUUGUUCUCUUCAAUAAUAGCCUGCUCCUCUAAUGUGACCUCUAAUGUGGACGUUGUUCAGAAAGAUGUUAAAGUAGUUCGAGCUGGAGAGGAUGUGAAUCUUGCUUGCUCCUUUUCAAAGCUUCUGCAAUCAACAAAAGCAUGGUUUAAACAGACGGCUGAUGGAAAAUCUUUACAAAUUGUUUCUUUAUAUUUAAAUCAACAGCCUAGUUGGAAUAAGGACUUUGAGAAAAUGAAUCGCUUUAAUGUUAUCAAAGGAGAUGGUCAUUUUAAUCUGACCAUUUUAAAGACAAAGUCUUCAGACUCAGCAACAUAUUACUGUGUAGUCGCAUCAUAUUACAGCAUUGGAAUGGGUGCAGGAACUAGAUUAAUUUUUAAAGAUGGACACACAACUCUUCAGCAGUCUUUGAUAGACACGCUUCAUCCAGGAGAUUCUGUGAAUUUGCAGUGCAGCAUCUUCACUGAGAGUUGUGCAGGAGAACACAGCGUCUACUGGUUCAGACAAAGCUCGGGAGACUCUCAAGGAGUCCUUUACACCAAAGGAGAGAGAAAUGGUCAGUGUAAUAAGAGCAGUGAGUCUCAAACGCAGAGCUGCGUCUACAAUCUCCUCAAGAGCAACAUCAGUCACUCUGACACUGGGAUUUACUACUGCGCUGUGGCCGCAUGUGGAGAGAUACUGUUUGGAAAAGGAACUCAACUAAAUUUUAGAGAGAGUGGUGAUGUGACUCCAAUUCUUUUUGCUCUUGGAAUUUUAAACAUCAUAUUUUUGGCUCUUGUUGUUUUUCUGCUAAUAAAACUAUGCAGGGCUCAGAACAAAGUGUCCACACCUCAAGAGAGUCAAGCUGAAGACAUUCUGAGUUAUGCAGCUCACAAUCCUUUAACUGAAAAUGGACUCAAAGUAAAGAUUUCUCAAGAACAAACUCUUGUGAUAUACAGCAUGUAUAGUGAAAGAAUGCCUCUAAUGGCAAAACAGAAGUAACAGUUUCCUACUCAAGCCUAAAUGCUGCAUGAGUUUAUGAGGUAAAACAUGCGUUACUGUAUAUUUUCAGUACUGCUUUGUAACAGUGUAGAGUAUUCAUACCAGAUUUGAACUUAAUUAAUAUUACAAUGUCUUUUUCAUAUAUUCUAUAAUGUCAUUACCUUUUUAUCAUGCUAUUUGAGUUUCACAUAAAGUCGGUUGCAUGUACAUAUGGCCAUUUAUAUAGAACAGAAACCAGAUCACACUUAUUUGUCUGUAUAUGUUUAACUGUUUACUUAAAUUAUAUUGUUUUCUAAAAUAAAAUAAUUUCUCAAAGCACAUGCCACAAAUUCCUUAUUUUUUUGACAAAUGUAAGACAUGAUUUUUAAGGUACAAAGUAAUUUUGCAUAAAUGGUGUUAUAUGUAAAAUUAUGCAUGUUCUGUAAUCUACAUAUAUUCCUAUUUCCCCUCAAAAUGUAACAGUAUAAUAUAGGAGUGGCUUCACAUUUCUGUUGUGCAAGUAAAUAAUCAAAACAAAGUCUGCUUUAUCCAUUACUGUUUCUGUAUCUUGCUGUCUUUUU